UAAAAACAAAACUUACCCAUCUUGAACCCAAUUUACUAAGCCCCACAUAAACAGGUAAUAGUAAUAUACAAACCGUUCAUCGUUCGCUCACCCAUCCAACCGCUAAAUCUUCAGUCAGGCGAUAGACUAGCGAAAUGGGUGCUCUGAAAGCUGUGGCGCUCAUCGCUGGAGAUUGCAACAUUAGAGGCUCCAUCCAGUUCGUCCAAGAUUCAAAUGGAGCGACCCAUGUUAAUGGAAGAAUUAGUGGUCUCUCCCCUGGACUCCAUGGCUUCCAUAUUCAUGCUCUUGGCGAUACCACAAAUGGCUGUAACUCCACUGGGCCUCAUUUUAAUCCGUUGAAGAAGGACCAUGGAGGUCCUAGGGAUGCAGAACGUCACGUAGGGGAUUUGGGGAAUAUCUGGGCAGGUCCAGAUGGGGUUGCUGAAGUUUCCAUUACAGAUAGGCUGAUUUCACUUAAGGGACCUCAUUCAAUACUAGGUCGGGCAGUUGUCGUGCACGCUGAUCCUGAUGAUCUUGGCAAAGGCGGGCAUGAACUAAGCAAGACGACUGGGAAUGCUGGUGCAAGAGUUGGAUGCAGCAUUAUUGGAAUUCAAUCCUCUGUCUAAAGGUUGGCUGUGCUGGAAAAACAAACAAGUGUUCAGAAAGAUAAUGUGUUAUAUUCUCUCUCUCUCUCAAUUUGUUUCUUUGUUUAGUCUUGUAGCAUUUGCAGUUAUAAUUAUCCCAAGCUACAAAUAAACAUCACUCAUGGCUUUGGAAGCUAUGGCACAUGUUUUAUGAUACUGUAUUCAUAAAAAGCUAGGAUCACUGGCCCCAUUUGUCAAGUUUUGAGAUGGGUUUUUGCAAGAAUAUAAAUUUCUUUGCUUGUUUCA
Benincasa hispida (wax gourd) is the source of this 869-nucleotide messenger RNA. It is a transcript of the gene CSD3, whose product is annotated as copper/zinc superoxide dismutase 3. NCBI's taxonomy places the organism in Eukaryota, Viridiplantae, Streptophyta, Magnoliopsida, Cucurbitales, Cucurbitaceae. Gene Ontology annotation, biological process: superoxide metabolic process. Gene Ontology annotation, molecular function: copper ion binding. The record is from RefSeq and is a predicted model, not a curated record.